Cuscuta epithymum is the source of this 2271-nucleotide messenger RNA. Lineage: Eukaryota; Viridiplantae; Streptophyta; Magnoliopsida; Solanales; Convolvulaceae. The record is from the annotation of a GenBank genome assembly.
AGAAGGGGCAAAGAUGAAAACCCACGUUUUCCUUCAACUUCUUUUGACUAUCAGUGCUCUCUUUCUUGUGGAUUCUCUCGCUUUCCCUUCAGAGGAGGUGGUUGCUCUGACUAAGUUCAAAGAAGCAAUAUAUGAAGAUCCAUUUCUGGUCUUGUCUAGUUGGAAUUCCUUAGAUUCCGACCCUUGUGCUUGGAAUGGCAUUUCUUGUUCUGUGUCUGGAGAUCAUGUCUUGAAAAUUAACAUUUCUGGGGCAUCUUUAAGGGGUUUUCUUGCACCAGAGUUGCAUCUCGUCUCUUAUUUGCAAGAAUUAUUGUUGGACAGAAACCAACUAAUUGGUACAAUACCCAAAGAAAUAGGGUUGUUAAAGAACCUCAGAGUUUUGGACUUGAGCAAAAACCGGCUUACUGGAUCAAUUCCUAAGGAGAUAGGAAAUUUACCAAACAUAGUAAAAAUAAACCUUCAGUCCAAUGGGUUGACCGGAAGAUUGCCAUUUGAGCUUAUUAGCAGUUUGAAAUACCUCGAAGAACUUAGGGUGGAUAGAAAUAAGCUUGUAGGGAUGGUCCCGGAAAUUAAUGUGACAUACUCUACAUCUAGUGUAAAUGGGAUGUAUGCCUCUGGUGGGAAGCAUAUCGGAUUAUGUCGUUCAUCUAAACUAAAAGUUGCAGAUUUAUCAUAUAACUUCUUUGUUGGAAGGAUACCAAAAUGCUUGAGUUAUCUUCCAAAGUCAAGCUUUCAAGGGAACUGCCUUCAAGUCCAAGAUAUUAGGCAGCGGCCUCUUUCACAAUGUGGUCACAAUGCACCAAAAAAUCAAAUCCACCCAGCAGUGACCAAAACUGAACACAAGUAUGGGUCAACAAAACCUGGAUGGCUGUUUGGACUAGAAGUCAUGACAGGGAUAAUGGUGGGAACUCUUUUUCUAGUGGCUCUUCUCACGACUGUUCACAAGUUCAACAGUAAAUCUUCCAUUGUUAUCCCUUGGAAGAAGUCAGGUAGCAUUAAGGACUGCAGGGCAGUUUACGUAGAUACUGAGAUGCUGAAGGAUGUAGUGAGAUUCAGCAGGCAAGAGCUAGAGGUAGCAUGUGAAGAUUUCAGUAAUAUUAUCGGCUCCUCGCCCGACAGCUUGGUGUACAAGGGGACCAUGCAUGGUGGUCCUGAGAUUGCCGUGAUAUCUGUUUGCAUCAAGGAAGAGAACUGGACCGCCUAUCUCGAACUUUAUUUUCAGAAAGAGGUGGCAGAACUUGCAAGGAUAGAUCAUGAAAAUGCAGCAAAACUGUUGGGGUAUUGUAGGGAAAGCAGCCCUUUUACAAGGAUGUUGGUGUUUGAGUAUGCGCCGAAUGGAACUUUGUAUGAACAUCUUCACUAUGGAGAGGCCUGCCAAUUGUCAUGGACAAGAAGGAUGAAAAUUGUGAUCGGUAUAGCCAAGGGGUUGAAAUAUCUACACACAGAACUCAACCCUCCAUUCACUAUAUCUGAACUCAAUUCAAAUGCUGUGUAUCUCACUGAAGAUUUCUCUCCUAAGCUAGUUGAUUUUGAAAGCUGGAAGACAAUCCUUUCAAGAUCAGAAAAGAAUUAUAUAAGCAGUGAAGGUGCAAUUUGCAUCCUUCCAGAUUCAUUGGAGGGACGCCACCAGGACCUCUCUGGAAACAUUUAUGCAUUUGGACUACUACUUCUGGAAAUAAUCAGUGGCCGACCUCCCUACUGCAAAGACAAAGGAUCCUUAAUAGACUGGGCUAAGGACUUUCUUGAUGUUCCUGAGGCAAUGUCGUGCUUGGUGGACCCCGAGUUGAAACAUUUCAGUUGUGAAGAGGUCAAAGUGGUGUGUGAGGUGAUCAAAGCAUGCAUUCGUACAUAUUAUAAUCGCAGAGGUUCUUCAAUGGAGGAAUUGUGUGGUCUGCUGGAGAGCAACAUUGACACAUCUAUAUCUGCGGAAUUGAAAGGAUCUUCUUUAGCGUGGGCCGAGCUGGCGCUUUCGUCCUCCUGACACACUUCGGCUAACACACUGUAAAUAAGCAUAUACCAAGUAUAAUAACUGUAACAUGGUUAUGGUGAAAGAGCUAACCAAUUCUUUUCUCAUUGGUCAAUGUAUAUUGAAUAUUUGAAUCAGAUAGUGAAAUACUGAAAUAGUGAAUGUGCUAUUCAAAAAAUUGCGGCUUUAUUUGGUAGCCGGCUUACUCUGCUUACUACGGAAAGUAAAGUAGCUUUUGACUUCUUUGCUACUACCUCAGUCCCAUUUUAUGUGUCUUCUGCUUUUGGCACAAUUUUUAAUAAAGU